UGGGACGAACCCCGGCUCCUCUCAAACCCGGAAUGUGAAGCCUUGGCUCGGUUGUCUGCUGCUCCCUGGCCCGCUCUCUGCCCGGGCCUGCGCCUGCUGCCGUUGUUCCCCAGCCCGUCCCCGGAGGAGCCAGGGCGCUGUGCCCUUCGGUCGUGUGCCCGCGUGGCUGCCGCCGCCCCUCCGAAUCCUCCGGGGCCGCAGAGGAGUUCGCUACGGAGGGAGGCGGGGGCCUUCGGGAGGAGGAGGCGGAGGAGGCGGAGGAGGAGGGAAGGAAGAUGGCGGCCGUGGAACUAGAGUGGAUCCCAGAGACUCUCUAUAACACCGCCAUCUCCGCUGUCGUGGACAACUACAUCCGCUCCCGCCGAGACAUCCGCUCCUUGCCCGAGAAUAUCCAGUUCGAUGUUUACUACAAGCUUUACCAACAGGGACGCUUAUGUCAACUGGGCAGUGAAUUUUGCGAAUUGGAAGUUUUUGCUAAAGUAUUGAGAGCUUUGGAUAAAAGACAUUUGCUUCAUCAUUGUUUUCAGGCCUUGAUGGAUCAUGGUGUUAAAGUUGCUUCAGUCUUAGCCUACUCAUUCAGUAGGCGGUGCUCUUAUAUAGCAGAAUCAGAUGCUGCAGUGAAGGAAAAAGCCAUUCAGGUUGGCUUUGUUUUAGGUGGCUUUCUUUCAGAUGCAGGCUGGUAUAGUGAUGCUGAGAAAGUGUUUCUGUCCUGCCUUCAGUUGUGUACUCUACAUGAUGAGAUGCUUCAUUGGUUUCGUGCAGUAGAAUGUUGUGUGAGGUUGCUUCAUGUGCGCAACGGGAACUGCAAAUAUCAUUUGGGUGAAGAAACAUUUAAGUUAGCUCAGACAUAUAUGGAUAAACUGUCAAAACAUGGCCAACAAGCAAACAAAGCUGCACUCUAUGGAGAACUGUGUGCACUCCUAUUUGCGAAGAGUCACUAUGAUGAAGCAUACAAAUGGUGCAUUGAGGCAAUGAAAGAAAUCACAGCAGGCUUACCUGUCAAAGUUGUGGUGGAUGUUUUAAGACAAGCUUCUAAGGCUUGUGUAGUAAAACGUGAAUUUAAGAAGGCAGAACAAUUAAUUAAACAUGCAGUGUAUUUGGCACGGGAUCAUUUUGGAUCCAAACACCCAAAAUACUCUGAUACAUUGCUAGAUUAUGGUUUCUACUUACUCAAUGUAGAUAAUAUCUGUCAGUCUGUUGCAAUUUAUCAGGCAGCCCUUGACAUUCGACAGUCAGUGUUUGGUGGCAAAAAUAUCCAUGUAGCAACAGCUCAUGAAGACUUGGCCUAUUCUUCUUAUGUUCACCAAUAUAGCUCUGGAAAAUUUGACAAUGCACUAUUUCAUGCAGAAAGAGCUAUUGGUAUCAUUACCCACAUCCUACCUGAAGAUCAUCUUCUUUUGGCUUCUUCAAAGAGGGUGAAAGCACUUAUUUUAGAGGAGAUUGCAAUUGACUGUCAUAAUAAGGAAACUGAACAGAGACUGCUUCAAGAAGCUCAUGAUUUGCACCUGUCCUCACUCCAACUAGCUAAAAAGGCUUUUGGGGAAUUUAAUGUACAGACUGCAAAACACUAUGGGAACCUUGGAAGACUGUAUCAGUCAAUGAGAAAAUUUAAGGAAGCUGAAGAAAUGCACAUCAAAGCAAUUCAGAUUAAAGAACAACUUCUUGGUCAAGAAGAUUAUGAAGUAGCCCUUUCAGUCGGACAUCUGGCUUCUUUAUAUAAUUAUGACAUGAAUCAGUAUGAAAAUGCCGAGAAACUUUAUUUGCGAUCUAUAGCAAUUGGGAAGAAACUUUUUGGUGAAGGCUACAGUGGACUAGAAUAUGAUUACCGAGGUCUCAUUAAACUUUACAACUCCAUUGGAAAUUAUGAGAAAGUGUUCGAAUAUCACAAUGUUCUGUCUAACUGGAACCGGUUGCGGGAUCGGCAGUAUUCAGUGACCGAUGCUCUUGAAGACGUCAACACCAGCCCCCAGUCCACAGAAGAAGUGGUGCAGUCCUUCCUGAUUUCUCAGAACGCUGAGGGACCGAGCUGCUGAGGGAGUACCUCAGUUAACCAAUUACCUUUUCCCAGAUUCCAGGGAAUUCAUACUGUGAAAUCAAAACCAUGUUGUUUUUAGGGGCUGGAAUUUGCAUUGAAACACUGGUCCAGUCCAUUGAAGACCCUAUUUUGGGUGAUCCCUAUCUUGCAGAGUGUCUGUAGGAAUAAGCAUAUAUUCAGUUAUAUUCAGCAUGUACCGCAUGUGUAAGUAGUCUGGCCCACAGUUUUCAACAUAGUAGAACAAACAGGAAAUCCUUUUUUGUUUUUCUUUUUAAAAAAUAAUUCAUUUUGCAGAAAGCCUGAAAGAAAAAAAGAACCCUAAAUAAAACUAUUUAAGAGUUUAAAAGAGUUGCAUUCUUAUUAUGUAAGGAUGAUUUUAACAACUUUUUAACGUAUAAUUCUUCCAUGUGGAGGUAUUCAAUACUGUAUUGUAAAGAAAUUUUAUGGGGGAAAUCUUUAUAUGCAGUAUAGAAAAGUGAACACAAAUACUAAUAACAGAGAGACAUCCCAACUUAGUUUGGCUACCUUACCCAGAGCAGUGGAUAUAACCACUCCAGAGCUAUAUUACAAGGGAUAGACUGUCCAAUUAUCUGAACUGGACCAGUGUUGAUCUGUAAGUAAUAGAAAAGCUGAAAGACCAACAGUCUUUCUUUUUUUUCCCCUUCCUUUCUUUUUCUUUCUUUUCUUUUUCGUGGUACAACAGUGCAAGAUGCUCUGAUAGCGUUUGCUAACAGGACCAGGAGGAUCUACAAAGGACCAGCCCAAUGUAGAAGGUGGUUAUUUGGACCAGAGGCUUCAGAUGAUUAUUUUAGCCCCUGCAUAUACUUUUAUCAGUAGAAUGAUUUUAUUUAGAUGUACAAUGAAAAGUGAUAAUGCAAAAUUUAUAUUCAUGCAAUAGAUACCAAACUAGGGAAAUUUGGCCGUUUCAAUUGCAUAUCUUUAGUCGAGGUACACAGAUGGCAAUGCUGUAAGCAAGGCUACAAAUAUCUGCUGCAGCUCCCCUCCCCCAUUUUAACCGUUACCCUUCUAAUCAACGCAGCUAAUAUGUACGUUGGCUAUGAGUCAUGUCCAGAUGAGAAAGUUAGGUUACUGUACAAUUUCUGAAGAUUCAUGGAAAGCAGAUACCCAAAAAUAAGUCUUAGAAAGAUCCUUCAUUUUUAUGGUAAAUAAUAGUACAAUUAGUCAUUUUAUUUGAAAUCCAGGCGUCAAACAGGUCUCGUAAUGAUUUAUCUAUUUCACUAACUUGUCUUUCUUUUUAUUGGAUUUUUAUUUUAUUCUCUCCCCCUUUUUCUUUCCUUUAAGCCAGUGGGUUUAUUUAAUAUUGAGGUAAUAUUCACAUUUAAGAAGUUGUAACAUGUUAGCAACUCAAGAAACAAAAAGGUAUUUUGCUUUUACCUCAAUUCUUAUUAUAGUGGCCCAUCUGGUGCCUCUAUAAUUACAAAUCUGGGCUUCCCCCCUAUUUUCAGGGGUUCAUGACUUGGCUGUGGAAGAUGCUGCUCCUGGCUGAUGCUGGGAGUAGCCUUGGUGAGUGGAUGUGUGUUGAAUUGUGAUUUUCUUUUAACACGUGCAUUGAGUGGUAAGGGAGACCAUCUAACUGCCACAUUGAGUCCAGAAAAAAUUAAUUAGGAGAUUUUUAAAUACUUUUUUGAACUUCCCGACUACAACCUUGUUUGAAACUGUUACUUGCAGGCUUCUUAGUUGUGAGCCAGUGUGUUUUAAGUCCCCAGGAGGGAUUGACUGGGGGAUGCAGUUAAAAAGCUGAAGCCAGCCCACACCCUGAGCUCAUAAAUAUGUGAUGUAGAAACCUGGUUUAAUCCUCAAAUUGAAUUGUUUUCUUUUUAAAUUUUGGAAAGAGGACAUUGGCACACCUGCAAUUUAUGAAGCUGGUCCCCUCUCACUUAAUUGUAAUGUAAUGCCAAGAGGCGCCUCUUCCUUAAUUACCAGAUAGUCUGUGUGACCGAGGACUAACGCGAAGUUUGAGUUGAGCUCCAUCCUCAUCGGCCUGCAUAUCUAAUACCUCCAAAGAGAUUUCAGGAUAGGCUUUGUGUACUUUUACUAGUUACUUAGAGUCCUGUGGUAUGUUUGUGGUAUAGGAAUGUCAUGGUAAACUGUUUUUCAAUAAAUAUUUUGAAACUUA
Molecule: messenger RNA, 4172 nt
Organism: Tupaia belangeri chinensis (Chinese tree shrew)
Lineage: Eukaryota; Metazoa; Chordata; Mammalia; Scandentia; Tupaiidae
Gene: APPBP2
Product: amyloid beta precursor protein binding protein 2
Exons: 13
Coding region: 276-2033 (585 amino acids)
Biological process (GO): proteasome-mediated ubiquitin-dependent protein catabolic process; intracellular protein transport
Cellular component (GO): Cul2-RING ubiquitin ligase complex
Molecular function (GO): ubiquitin-like ligase-substrate adaptor activity; protein binding
Source: RefSeq, a predicted model, not a curated record